Eruca vesicaria subsp. sativa (arugula) is the source of this 3392-nucleotide messenger RNA. NCBI's taxonomy places the organism in Eukaryota, Viridiplantae, Streptophyta, Magnoliopsida, Brassicales, Brassicaceae. The record is from the annotation of a GenBank genome assembly.
AUGCUCUGUACGCGAGACCGAGGUAGAGAACCUUCAGAACAAAUCCGAGAGAGUGAAAACAGCAGCAAUCGCACAGAGACACCUCAGAACCAACAUGCCAACGAAGAUGCAAACGAAAAGGAGGAAGGGAAGAGAAGGUCCCGGCGGAGCUGUGCACUCGCGUGGCACUCUCACGCGUGUUUAUGGACGCCAGUCCAGAGGCUGGUGGAGAUGUUUAGAACAGGUAGAUGGAGGAACGAGAAGAACAGGAUCAAAGUCGUCUUCAGGCUAAAGUUUCAUGCUACUCAGGCUGCUGAGUUCAAUACAGAGGGAUUGAUUCUGUCCCUAGUUCCCGGAGAUGUUGGGAAACCGACGGCGAGGUCAGAGAAAGCUGUGGUUAAAGACGGGCAAUGCCGGUGGGAGAUUCCGGUUUACGAGACUGUGAAGUUUCUGAAAGAUGCGAAAACCGGCAAGGUUAACCAGAGGAUUUACCAUCUCAUUGUCUCAACUACGGGAUCUACUACAAGAGGUGGUUUGGUUGGAGAAACAUCAAUUGAUUUUGGUGAUUAUGCUGACGUAACUAAAACUUGUAACGUUUGUCUUCCACUACACAACACAACUUCAAAAGCAUUGUUGCAUGUAUCAAUACAAAGGCAAUUAGAAUUUGAUGAUCCUCAAAGAGAGGAGGAUGAAGGCGAAAAUCUUGAGAAAAUGCCACAUGGUCAAGAUUUGAAGUCACAUUUGAGCCUCGGUGAUACUGAUGAACCUCAUACAAGCCAUCCCCAUGAGGAAGGGCCAUUUGGUAAAGCUGCACGGUUUGCUGAGCUGAGAAGAAGAGCAUCAACUGAAUCUGAUAGUACAGUGUCAAGCUCUGGAAGUGUCAUUGAGCCAACUACACCUGAAGAAGUUGCCAAGUCUUUGAGACACCCUCCUAAGCAACUUCAUUCAUCUAAAAGCUUAUUCAAAGAGCCUCCUAUAUCAGAAUCCGAGUGGUCCGGAAGUUCUGAUCAUGGAAUCACCACUGAUGACUCCACCAAUGAUAGUUCCAAUGAAACAAUGGCGAGAAACUCCUCUGAGGAUGGGGAUGAGAUGGAGAAGCUUAAGAACGAGGUUACUUGUUUGACAAGGCAAGCAGAUCUUUCUGACCUAGAGUUGCAAAGCCUGAGGAAACAAAUCGUUAAAGAGACCAAAAGAAGUCAAGAUCUCCUGAAAGAAGUGAAUAGCUUGAAGCAGGAGAGAGAUUCUUUGAAGGAAGAUUGUGAGAGACAUAAAGUCUCUGACAAGGCUAAAACGAGGAACAGGUUGCAGUUUGAAGGAAGGGAUCCAUGGGCUCUCUUGGAGGAAGCCAGAGAGGAACUUGAUUAUGAGAAGGAUCGUAACUUCAAUCUCCGGUUACAGCUCCAGAAGACUCAGGAAUCUAACUCUGAGUUGAUUCUUGCUGUUCAAGAUCUUGAAGCAAUGCUUGAGGAAAGGAGCAAAGAAGAAGCUAGACCAAGAACCUGUAGGAGUGAGACAGAUGAAGAUGAGGAUCAAAAGGCUCUUGAAGACCUUGUGAAGGGGCACAUGGAUGGGAACAACAUACAAGUCUUGGAGCAGAAGAUCACAGACCUCUACAAUGAGAUUGAGGUUUGUAAACGAGAUAAAGAGGAGCUUGAGAUACAGAUGGAACAGCUUGCUUUGGACUAUGAGAUACUUAAACAAGAGAAUCAUGAUACCUCAUACAACCUAGAGCAGAGCCAACUUCAAGAACAGUUGAAGAUGCAAUACGAAUGUUCAUCUUCUCUUGUGAAUGUGACAGAGCUUGAGAACCAAGUGGAGAGCCUUGAAGCUGAGCUCAAGAAACAAUCUGAAGAGUCUUCCGAGUCUUUGUCCCGGGUUAAAGAACUUGAAACACAAAUGGAGAUCUUGGAGGAAGAGAUGGAGAAACAGGCUCAGGCCUUUGAGGCAGAUAUUGAUGCUGUCACAAGAAGUAAAGUGGAGCAAGAGCAAAGAGCUAUCCAAGCUGAAGAAGCCCUGAGGAAGACAAGGUGGAGAAACGCUAGCGUAGCUGAGAAGCUACAAGAUGAGUUCAAGAGACUCUCUGAGCAGAUGGGUUCAAUGUUUGCAUCAAAUGAGAAAGUUGCUACGAAAGCAAUGUCAGAAGCUAACGAGUUAAGGAUGCAGAAACGUCAGCUAGAAGAAAUGCUCAAGGAGGCUAACGAUGAGCUCAGAGAGAACCAAGAUGAGUAUGAGGCAAAGCUACACGAGCUUUCUGAAAAGAUGAGUCAGAUGGAGAGAAUGUCAGAGAAUCAGAAGAGACAUGAAGAAGAUGUUACUUCAAAUUUAAACCAAGAGAUCGAUGUCUUGAAGGAGGAGAUUGAGAAUCUGAAGAAGAACAAAAGUAGCCUCAUGUUACAGGAAGAGAACCUAAGAGCUGAGCUGGAAGAGACGAGGAAAUCAUUUAUGGAAGCUGAAGCUUCACUAACAAACAAAAGUGAGCUAGAGAUGAGGAUUGAAUCAAUGAGGAAGGAGUCAGAGUCUCUAGCAAAAGAGUUGCAAGCCUUAAAGCUAAUCAAGGAAGAAAAAGAAGCAGCAAUUGCACAGUUACAGACAGAGCUAGAAACCGUAACAGCCAAGUUUGAUGAUCUAAAGCAUUCUUUAUCAGAGAAUGAUGUAGAGAUGGAGAAGUACAAGAAGCAAGUGGUACAAGUAAAAGCUGAGCUGAAGAAGAAAGAAGAAGCAAUAGCUAACCUUGAGAAGAAGCUGAAAGAAAGCAGAAUCGCAUUUAACAACCUAACGAAAACCGCGCAAAGAAACAACAAAGGAAGUCCACUAGGAGCUAAAGAAGUUGCUGUAAUGAAAGAUAAAAUAAAACUUCUCGAGGGGCAAAUAAAACUGAAGGAAACAGCUCUUGAAGCUUCAACAAACAUGUUCACGGAAAAGGAGAAGAAUCUGAAGAACAGAAUCGAGGAACUGGAAACUAGUCUCAGUCAGAUCAGUGACAAUGAGGCUCCUCUACAUGUUCAAGAAAAAGAAGAAGUCCGAGUUCUUGAAGCAGAGAUGGCGUCUUUGAGAGAAUGUAAUGAGACGAUGGAGAUGGAGCUGAAGGAGAUUCAAGGGCGAUACUCUGAGUUAAGUUUGAGAUUUGCAGAAGUGGAAGGUGAGAGACAACAGCUUGUUAUGACAGUGCGUAAUCUCAAAAACGCCAAGAGGAGCUAAACCGGUAAAUAAUCACAAGCCGGUUAUCAGAUUAAAAAAAGAGGAAGAUACAUAAACAGUAUAUGUAAUCUAUCACUUUGUUUCUUGUUUAUGUAAUUACUUUGUUUAUGUGUUUCUAAGUGAUUUGCAUUAAGUUUCAGUUUUCUAGUCGUUUUGGUUACUUGACGAUACAAACAUUGCCAACGGCCAAAAAAAGUAUACAGAAUAGUCGGACC